Molecule: messenger RNA, 1128 nt
Organism: Alternaria alternata
Lineage: Eukaryota; Fungi; Ascomycota; Dothideomycetes; Pleosporales; Pleosporaceae
Exons: 2
Coding region: 190-996 (268 amino acids)
Source: RefSeq, a predicted model, not a curated record
ACGAUAUAGAAGAAUUCCGCAUAUCUCCUCUUCAUACAAUCUGGAAAAUGUCCUAUUGGCUGAAGAGAAGGCCCCAUCCUUUGAGGCGAUAGCAUUGGGCUUUUGGCGAUAAUGAUAACAUGCUUGGAUUCUCCGUUCUAAGUCGGUCGAGAAAGAACUGUCUCACGUUCAUGUCUGUCACCCGCGAGGAUGCCUAACUUCUUCAUCGCCAUUAUCAGCGCUCUGGCAAUACAAACAUACGCAGCAUGCACGCGCGAAGUCCUCAAAGCAGUGACUGAUGAGCUCUUCGCUGCCCAAACCGCCGGACAGACGAAUUUUAACUCUCUGUCAAGUACCGUCGCAUAUACGGAGAACCGCAAGAGUGUUGAUAUCAAGACCGGCAUCCUCUCCAAAUCCAUGAAAAUUGAUCAUGCUCGAUCCCAACACGACACUACUCAAUGUGCCGCCUUCAGCGAAUUCAUUGUCACCGAUACCGCUGCACCCUAUGUGAUCGCAACGCAACUACGACUCGACAACUCCACCAAAGUCUCGCAAAUCGACACAAUCUGGACGAGCAAGGGAGACUGGCUCUUCAACGUCACGGGAACAUACUAUUGGGCUACUCACGAGAAAUGGGACGCCAUCCCUGCUGAGAAACGUGACUCCCGUGCUGUCAUCAAAGCAGCAGGAGACGCUUACGCCGACCUGUUCAACAACAAAAGCGUCAAGGUACCAUGGGGCUCGCCAUGCGCACGUCUGGAAGGCGGUGCGUAUACGGGUAAGGGUGAGGCGACAGACAGGUGUGAUGUUGGUGUGCCUAGUGGCGUGCCGCUGGUUAAUAGGCAAUAUGUUAUUGACGAGGAGUAUGGCACUGUUGAUAUCAUCAUGGAUUUUGGAGGCGUUCAAGGUCAGGUUGGGGCUGAUGGAUUGCCGGACAGUCACGAGUUUAGGGUUGAGGGAGGGAAGUUGAGAUACGUGCAUACGCUAUCGAGUUGUGGGGGGAAGGCGUGUAUGUAGUCUUUCUUGCCCUCAAUGGUGAGGUUGCAAAAUAACAUGAAGACUUGAGGUUAUGAGAAAAACAGACGUCAUUUCGUAGGAAAUAGAAGAUUUCAGUUUGAUCUAGACUUUUCCCCAGAGAGUUAUGGUUUU